Haplochromis burtoni (Burton's mouthbrooder) is the source of this 2784-nucleotide messenger RNA. It is a transcript of the gene wnt7bb, whose product is annotated as wingless-type MMTV integration site family, member 7Bb. Lineage: Eukaryota; Metazoa; Chordata; Actinopteri; Cichliformes; Cichlidae. Gene Ontology annotation, cellular component: extracellular region. Bases 616 to 1665 code for a protein of 349 amino acids. Gene Ontology annotation, biological process: cell fate commitment; canonical Wnt signaling pathway; neuron differentiation. The record is from RefSeq and is a predicted model, not a curated record. The transcript has 4 exons. Gene Ontology annotation, molecular function: frizzled binding; cytokine activity.
CUGCACGUGUUGAGCUCAGCACUGAAGCCCGUCCCAUCCUCUGCAUAUCCAUGCUGCAGGAGGAGGAGGAGGCAAGGAGCCCUUUUGUUACCUGUAUUAGACUACCUGGCGGUUGCAAGUUAGUAACGUGGUCUGUGUUUAAGAUGUCUUCAAAAUAUAGAAGCAGCGAUGUUCCAAAGCUUUAAACACCACGAAAUCCGCGUUUUUUUCCUUUUCUUUUGGGACACUGCAGUAUGCGCAACUAUUCCCCCCUCCCUCGCUCUCUUUCUACCUGCAAGGCACAGCAAGUAGGAAUUGUUAAUUAGGUUUUACCGUCAAAGUAAGGACGAAUAGGAGGCACUUCCUCCAAGAACUCAUUCACCUUUCAAGUCCGAACCUCUCUCGAGUUUCAUUUUGGAGUUCUUAGCCACCUUUCAGGUCGUCAUCAGCAUCUCACCUGUACUCGCGGACCAUGGAUUUCGCACGGUCGAUUAUUUCCAAGGAGCUUAUGCUAGAUGUCGCGGGAAACAGACGGUACACGUGCAUCUGGAAGGGCUAAGAAACCUGCCAAUGUGAACGGAAAGCGUGGCCACUUUAUGUUAUAGUGCAUGGCCUCCGGACAAAGUGGCAACGAUCAUGCACGAAACCCUCCGAAGACGGAGUCUCUACGUGUUCCUGUGUUUUGGCAUCAUAUACCUCAGACUUGGGGCCCUGUCCUCAGUGGUGGCUCUGGGUGCCAACAUCAUCUGCAACAAGAUCCCAGGGCUGGCACCUCGCCAGCGGGCCAUCUGCCAGAGCCGCCCGGACGCCAUAAUUGUUGUGGGCGAAGGGGCCCAGAUGGGCAUCAAUGAGUGUCAAUACCAGUUCCGAUAUGGACGCUGGAACUGUUCGGCGCUGGGAGAAAGAACAGUCUUCGGUCAGGAGCUGCGAGUAGGCAGCCGGGAAGCAGCUUUUACCUAUGCCAUCACAGCGGCUGGGGUGGCCCAUGCUAUCACCGCAGCAUGCAGCCAAGGCAACCUCAGUCAGUGUGGAUGUGACAGGGAGAAGCAGGGUUAUUAUAAUCAGGAGGAAGGCUGGAAAUGGGGAGGAUGCUCGGCAGACAUCAAGUACGGCAUAGAGUUCUCUCGCCGCUUCGUGGAUGCCCGCGAGAUUAGAAAGACCCCACGUCGUCUGAUGAACUUGCACAACAAUGAGGCAGGCAGAAAGGUUUUAGAAGAAAGGAUGAAGCUAGAGUGCAAGUGCCACGGCGUCUCGGGAUCCUGUACCACUAAAACAUGUUGGACUACUCUUCCGAAAUUCCGCGAGAUUGGCUACGUACUCAAGGACAAGUACAAUAAAGCUGUGCACGUGGAGGUAGUCCGGGCCAGCCGACUGCGCCAGCCCACCCACCUCAAGGUAAAGCAGACUCAGGGCUACCGUAAGCCCAUGGAGACAGACCUCGUAUACAUUGAGAGGUCGCCCAACUACUGCGAGGAGGACGCAGCCACAGGGAGCGUGGGAACCCAGGGACGCCUGUGCAACCGCACCUCACCACAUACGGACGGCUGCGACCUUAUGUGCUGCGGUCGGGGAUACAAUACACACCAGUACACAAAGGUGUGGCAGUGCAAUUGUAAGUUCCAGUGGUGCUGCUUCGUCAAAUGCAACACAUGCAGUGAGAGGACGGAGGUGUUUACCUGCAAAUAAGGAAAUGAAGAGCUCAGUGCCAGAAAAAGUGACGCGCAAAGGACUAGCUAAAUGAGGAAGAAGCAGGAGAACGAGCAGGAAGGUGUGUCUUCGAGAUUUUGAAGCGAAGAAAUGGAAUUUACACUAUCAGCUCUUCGAGGCAUCGUUUUGCACAGCAGAAUCUAUCUAAUUGCUUUUCCGAAAGUAAAUUCUAAUUAUCAGUAGGUAAUACCCCCAAAACUUUACUGUCACAUUGAGGUUGUGCUUAUGUACUGAUGUAUCCGCAGUGAAGUUGGGACUACGUGUAAAGAAUGAGACCCUCGGUGGGAACUGUGCUUUGCACUCUGGGAUUUGUAAUGGUUCGAUUGCAAUAUAACCAGACUUGCAUGGAGAGGAACUCACAGUAACCUGGGAGUUGAUCGAAGUGACAGCCAUUGUUAAGUCUUUGACGAGAAACUCUUUGUGGGUUUUGUCAUUUUUUCACUAACGGGUGGGGGCACAAGUGAAUCUUGACAUGAAUGAUACCCCUAGCUUGGCUGGGGCUAAUGGUGGAGGUCUGUAGAAAUGAAGAACAUUUUGUAAGUGUGGUGCAUCACGCUGCGCCAAUAUCUGAGUGGAGAACUCUGUUAAAACCCUCUGCUGCCAACUGGAAUAUGGUGGAGUAUGUUAGUUUUCCAGUCACACUGGAACUGUCUGUUCUGAACACUGAAAAUAAAUUGUCUAUUUAUGUUAUAGUAUCUUAAAACAAAACACUAACGGGUAGACAUGUCUUUUUUUUUUGUACUAAGUGUAAAGAAAAAUACUUUUUAGAAACUGACUGGAAAUGUGUGUCUAUUAGAACAUGACCCCCCCCAAAAAAAAAACCCCUACAAAACCUAAUCUUUUCUUUAAAAAAAAGGAAGAAGAAAAGAAAAAAAAGUCAUAGCUACUGGUGUGUCGACAACAGAAGAGAUCUUUACAGCAUGUUUCACAUGUUUCAGACACCUGGGCUCUACUAUGUUGUAGUUUAGCUUGUUUGCAGUCCUUUUUCGCUCCCUGAGCAGUAACAACUAUUUCAAUGGUUGUGCAAUUUCAAAGACAGUAGCAUGAAAACACUGCAGAGAUCCUUCCUAAAUUCAUUAAACAUGAACAUUAAAACUG